Thunnus maccoyii (southern bluefin tuna) is the source of this 3671-nucleotide messenger RNA. RefSeq names its product cracd like a (gene cracdla). The coding region runs from base 67 to 3411 and encodes 1114 amino acids. NCBI's taxonomy places the organism in Eukaryota, Metazoa, Chordata, Actinopteri, Scombriformes, Scombridae. The record is from RefSeq and is a predicted model, not a curated record. The transcript has 11 exons.
GAUAAGGAUUUGUGUGAUGAGGAGCCUCAUCAGAGAAGCUGUUCAGCCACACGUCCUGACACAAAAAUGUGGAUGCAAAGAUGUGGACGACGCAAGCCUGAGGUUUUGGACAGUGACAAGACAACUUGGCAUAGAGAGGAGGACGAAGAGAAGCAGAGGCCACAGACACUGCGGAUCAGGCUGAUGGAUUCUUUCUCUGGAGAUACAGAAGAAAACACUGAGGACAUUCCAGGGCGUAAAAAGUCUAAGCUGAAGUCUCUGAAAUCUCGUCUCUUCGGGAGGAGCAAGAGAGCAGGUGGAGAGGUAAACACCAAACUCAGCCAGUCGGUCAGUGACAUCACUGCAGAAAAGGGACUCGGAUCAGAUGAAGAUUUGGCAUGCUCCCAAGGAAUGAUGGGAUCCCGAGCAUUUUCCCAUGAUAGCAUCUUUUUGGCGGAUUUGGUCCUGUCAGACGCUGAGCCAGCCAGGGUCUUAUCCCAAGAGAACGUUCACAGCAAGAUCAAAGCUUUGCAGAUAAAGCUUCAGCAGCAGAAGUUGCAUUUGGGGCCACCUCCUCUGGUUCUGCCUGUCAGACGUCCAGAGGAGCUCUGCAACCGCUCAGAGGAUGACAGUCUUCCUCACAGCCCCACUAAAAUCUCGAGAUGUGACGUCACAACCCAGGGAGCCCUCAGCAAGACCGUCUCCCAGCCAUUCUGUCGUCCACUCUCACCCAUCCUCAAACCUGCAUCCACUAAAUCUGUGCCCCCGACUCCAUCCAAUAUCUUUCCUCUUUCUGUCUCUUCCAAUCCCUCUCCUUCUGUCGUUGAGCCCCCAUCGGACUUCAGUUCUCCAGUCCAGUUUACUCCCUGCCUGGACACGUCUGCUGCACGCCACCGGAUGUCUGUUAAGCCCAAGAACCAGAGGGCCAGCACCAAGAAGAGGCUCGCUGCACCUGAUUCUCAUUUACACAUGCUGAACAACAUUGACCACCCUGAGCCCAUGAAAGAAGAAGAGCAAUGGUUUAGUGCUAAAGAGGAGGUGACACUGGAAAAAGAACAAGGAGGGGUCAAAACUCCUAUUACAUCUCAACGACUUUCUUCAAAAUCCCCAGAACUAGUGUCGAUCACAUCAGAGGCAGCACCCAAAUCAUCCAGUCUUCCUUUUUCCCAACAGGACCACGUUCUUCCUGGGAGAUCUCCCUCUAUAUCCUCCCAAAUACUUAGAGUUAAGCCUCAUAGACAUGGAAAUGUAACGCUGAGUGAACGGCCACACUCAUCCUUCAUACCGUCAGAGCUGAAGGAAAAGAGAGAGGGCCUGGGGGAGUUUGAAAUACAGGUCAUGUCCCAUGACAAGAGGAAUAGUCUAAACAAGGCUGAUAUAAACUCUAAAGAAGUCUCCUCCAACAAACUCUCCACUAGCUUGGGCUCAUUGGUGGCAUCCAGGUCUUCCUCUGUUUGCCAGCAGGUUCAAGGUGAACCAGAGAACAAUAUAGGAAUAAAGAGACCCUCUACAGGAUCUGGGUCCUUUCAUUUCUCCAUCACCUCUGCCAAAAACCGAGAUGGUGAGAGACCCCGAUCAAGCAGUUUUGUGGGAGUGCUGGAGCAGGUUGGGACCUGGCCGAAGACCGUAGAAGGAGCAGAGGAUACACCCCCUCUUAGCAUGAAGGAAAAAGAGGGACAUAAAGACUUACAGCCCACAGGGGGCCCUAUUGCUGUGGGAAGACUGAGACAAGAGGGAGCUCUGCACAAAAGCUCAGUUCUUCCAUGGGACAGGAGGGACAGUCUGAAAAAAGUAGAACCAGUGACAACAUCUAAAAAUGUAAUCACAGAUGCAGGCGCUUCAGAGGCGGAGGAGCUGGAGAGCAGUCAGGAGUUGGUGGAAGAGGCGGUAGAAGCAAAGGAGCAGCAGGGAGAAGAAGGAAAGACAGCGUUUGGUGUUAAACUGCGCUCCACAUCUCAGUCUGUGAGAUUUCGGUCUGACGCUCCUUCCAACCAUCAUUUGAAGCCACUGAUAUGUGAGGAGCAAUGUGACAAACAAAAAACACAGGAAAUAAGUAAUAAUGCCAACUACAUGUCUAAAAAAUUGCCAACAUCCACUUCUGGAGACCUCAGGCUGACAGAUCCAACCCAAUCUGGCUUCUCCCUUCCAGUCAAGAAUAACCCUCCAUCUAGCGGUGAUCCUCCCACCACACGCAAAGAAGUCCAAACAACUUCAAAAGAAGUAGAAGCUGCCCUCGCAGCCUCUCAGGAGCCCCAGCCUGCUCCUCAAACGGCCUCAUCUGAGGUGUCCUGGAUGAGCCUGGCGAUGGAAAAGACCAGAAGCCUCCAACAGCUUUUCACUAGUAGAUUUCCCAGAGACUUUACAGGCGGGCAGGCAGUGGCUCGACCACAAGUGCAAGUGCAGCCAACAAAUCAAACAGAGACAUCGACUGGGGAACAAGUAGAGACACAGACUGUAAAAUUACAACAAAGUACGACACCUCUGCUGGCUGCAAAUCAGCCAUUAACUGAUACAGUCAAAGCAGAAACAGUUCAAAGUAGAGGCCAAUCACUGACUGCCAAAUCAUCAGUUAUGCAAACUGUGCAAGAAAAGAUGUCAACAACAUCUCCUAGUCAGUCAAACACCUCUAAAGAACCGCAAAUGUCAAAACAAGUCAAUGAACCCCAAUUACACACAAGUACAGCUCAGCCUGUCUCAAACUCUGUGUCUCAUUCAGCUGUACAGACAAACCUAUGGACAACCCAGUCUCCCUUACGCUCUUCUCCACAAACAGUAACCACAUCUCAGUUUGCACAAGCAAGUGCCACUCAGACUCUUGCACAAUCUUACCUUUCCUCAGGCCAGCAGCAACCCCCCUGGAGCAAUCGGAGUCUCCAACCCCCCAGCCAGCCCAAAUCCACAACUUCAGCUGCGACCUCAGUUUCUACCACCUCAACAGCCACAGCUCCGUCUCCACUGUCUGCCUUGGGAAGAGGGGAAAGAGCAGUCACUGUGCUGGAAAAAGAGAGCCCAUCACUGUUAGGGAAGCGGGCAGUUUGGGCUGGGUCAAUAAACGAGAAGGCUGCUUUUUUGGAGAAACGGGCAGAGUGGACCAAUCUUUCUGGAACCAAGGGGGUUGAAGGGAAGAAAGCUCAAACAGACACACAGACAUCAGGUGAAUCCCCUUCUUCAGUUAAAACCACACCUCUAAGCAAAGACACAAACCUGGAGGAAAGACAAGGAGUGAACCUUGCAGAGUCAAGUCCCACCAAAAUUCCAGAAAGGCCUCGUGAGGACAAAUGGCUGCGGAAAAAUGUGGGGUCUUCUUCAUCACCCUCGUCGUCACCUACACUGCCAUCAGCGUUGCAGUCCAUGUCGGAGAGUGGCCAGCCGUCCUGGAUGGAACUGGCCAAGAGAAAGUCGAUGGCUUGGAGUGAUAAGACCAUGGACUAAGAAGGAAAACAGACAGAUUUAAAGGGUGUGCACACAACACUUUGAACAGCCCUGCAGACAAAUACCUUGAUGAAGGUUUUUAUGUUGUAUUUUUAGUGGGACUGUCAGAAAGUGUUGAGUCAACUAAUUUAAGAGGAUGUAGGGCUGUUGUGUUUGUGUAUUGAAGUGUAUUGUAAAAUGUUAUUUUGAGAGACACAGAGAGAGUAUAUAUUGAAUAAACACAGUUGAUUAAAAUUCCUCUCUACCACAACCACUUUAAG